GAAGGAACCACUCUUUCAAAAUUAUCUGUAAAUUAAAUUGUUGAAACUACAAUAAAAUCUUUAAAAUAUGUUUCACACCUGUAAUAACAUAUGGUGCAAAAGUAAUGGUGUAAAUGUCGAGCAUUAUGUCUCUAUCGGUGAGUUAUAUUCAAUAUUUUGAGUUGUGUUAUGCCCUUCUUUGCUCAUCUGCUUUGCAUUCCAAUCAACAUGAUCUUUUUAAGUAAAACAAAAAUGUUUUUCUUUUAUUUAUUUUUUUCUUGCUCAAAAAGACACGUAAAUUAACACGGAAUAACAGGAUGUGAAACAUUUGUUUUGUAUAUAUCAACUAUAAUUCGAUUUUUUUUUCCUCACACAUCUCUUCUAUAGCGUCCAUCUUCUUUUUUUAAACACACUUUACAUUUACGGCUACUCUGUCUAUUUUUAUACCUUGUAUAUUAGAACGAACAAUGAGUUGUUUUUUGUUGGUGCUUGUGUUUUGCGUCUCUCUCUCUCUCUCUCUCUCUCUCUCAGAUUUAUCUCGGCAUUGCAUUUGUUUUUUUUCAUCUUCUAGAGUUUUUUUCUCUGUCUCUCUCUGUUUGGUUUUUUUUUGUAGUGUGAACUGACUCUAAACACAUAGUUUUUUUUUUUCUUUAAAUAAUCAUCACUCUGCUUAAGCUAUUAUCUCGUAAUAUAUUAAACAUACUUCAUCUGCUUUCUCUUUUCAUUUUCAUUUUUGUAUUGACAGAACAAAUAAAAUAAACAUCAUUCUUUUACGUAUAUACGUCGAAUUUGUGGAAGUGUCAACUUUGACGUCUCAUAUCAAUUUUAGAUAAUGAUCGAUGAAACUGUCUUUAUUGUUAAAACACAUGUGUCAUUAGGCUUAAAACAAACAUUUUCAAAUCGAUUAACUCGAGUUAUUUCCUAUGGCGGUGCCAUCGUCAUUUACGAUACAAUCAGUAUUCUCUAUGGUUCACGCGAAACGAUCAAUUAUUAUGUUUUAUUAUUUUUUUUGUGGAAUGUUCAUUUUUUAAAACGUUUAAUAGAAAGUAUAUUCGUUCAUAAAUUUCGUCAACAAAAUACACCAAUAUUUGAAGCUAUCGGAGAAUUUAUUUACUAUUAUUUAUUUGCAUUUUGGAUAACAUAUUCAAUUCAUAAACAAUCAUUAGUUUUUACCACAAGUCCAUAUCUAUUGGCAUUUUUUUGUACAUGUUUAUUUAUUGUGUGUAUGCUUAUUAAUGGCUAUUGUCAUUUAAAAUUACGUUUUAAUUAUAAUUUAGCAAAUGAUCGUUAUUUGAGUGGACUAUUUUUUGAUCAAGUAACAACUCCUCAUUAUACAGCUGAAAUAGUCAUGUGGUUAGCCUAUUUUGGAAUUAACUUAACAUUGGCUUCUUUUCUAUUUGCUGUUGCUACUUUUAUCACUGUUACAUGUUUUGCUAAUCAGAGACAUCAACAAUAUAAGAAAAGAUUCAAAAAUAAAUAUCCAAAAAAUCGAAAAUGUAUCAUACCGUUUUUGUUUUAA
Molecule: messenger RNA, 1498 nt
Organism: Didymodactylos carnosus
Lineage: Eukaryota; Metazoa; Rotifera; Eurotatoria; Philodinida; Philodinidae
Source: the annotation of a GenBank genome assembly